UAAUGAAAUUGAGAUAAAAAAAUACAAAACAAAACAAAACAUACUUAGUAAAAAAUUUAGAAAAAAAAAAAUACAGAACUUUCAUCAGUUCUCCUUCUCCCAUAUCUAGAUAUUUGGAAUCACUUCAUCUAAAAAAAAACUUAAAUUUUUUCUUUUCACCAUAAAAAGAGCGGGAAAAUUAAAACUAUUAAGAUACUAUCUUAUCUAUUUAUUCUUACAAAUUGGAUGACGAUAUUUAUGUGUGUUUACUGUUUUUCACAUUACUUUAACCUCUUUUCAUUUUAUUUGUUGUUUUAUAUAUCAUCUAUGCAUAAACUAUUUUAUUUUAUUAUAUUUAGGAUCCUCACCAUUGGAAGAAUUCCCAAACCUCCAUAACCAUACCAACCAAUCCAUCCACCAUAAUUAUGUACAUUAACCACCCAAUUACCAUCUUAAAACCUUCAAUAAAUGCAUAAUAUCAUUCCAAUUACGUACAUUUUUAUUUUUAGAAUAAUGUAAUCAACGCAUUGAAUGUCAACUUUUCAACCAUUUAACUAAAUCCAAAAUCACAAAAGAUCUCUAAAUUAAACACUUCAUUUCAAUAAGUAGAUUAAACUACUAAUUCAAAGUUUAACCUCAUGUCCAAAACGAAUCCGAUUUGA
This is a messenger RNA of Paramecium sonneborni, 641 nucleotides long. The record is from the annotation of a GenBank genome assembly. Lineage: Eukaryota; Ciliophora; Oligohymenophorea; Peniculida; Parameciidae.